GUUCGGUAAAAACUCCAAAUCUCACCCCCCCUCUCUCUCUCUACACCCCCAACAACUCUCUCUCUCUCUCUCUCUCUCUGGGCCACUAUUCUCGCCGGAAAAAGCACAUCCCUCCCCACCCCCCUUCUCUCUCUCUCUCUCUCUCUCUCUCUCUCUAACCCACCCCCUCUCUCUUUCUCUCUCCUCCCACUGUAAUCCCACACAUUAUACCUUCCUUCAAAACGCAGGCUCCUCCUCCCCACCCCACUUUAAACCACUGUUCCGACAUCCCCCCCGAGAUUCCUCAAUCUUCCCCGCAGGCUUCUCUCUCUCCAAAUCCGUUCAUUCUCUUUCCAGAGGGAGAGACGGCGAGACAAUGUGACGUCGUUUUGCCCUCCGAAUCCUCCCGUGUAUGUGCUCCCCGUGCGUGAUGAUGGUCGCUGCCGUCACCGGCGCAGCAGCAGCAGCAGCGGAUCCCCAAAACCCUAACAACAAAUCUCAGAAUGACGGCCAACAACAGCAGCAGCAGCAGCAAAACCCUAACAAACGACCCCCGUUCAAAUCCAGGCAAGUCUCCUCCCGCUACAUGUCCCCUUCCUCCUCCUCCGCCUCGGUUGCUUCUUCCAAUUCUACUCCUACCCGCCGCUGCCCCUCCCCCCUGGUCUCCCGCAACUCGAAUCCGGCCCCCAACACCCCGAUUCCGGCCCCGAAACGAGCCGUCUCGGCCGACCGGAGGCGGCCGACGACCCCGUCACGGUUCGAGCCGAGGCUCAGCAAUGCCGGUGAGGUGUCGGCCGCCACCAAGCUCCUGGUCACUUCCACUCGGAGUCUGUCGGUCUCGUUUCAAGGCGAGGCGUUUUCGCUCCCGAUUAGUAAGACCAAGGCGGCGCCAACGGUUAGUAAUGUAAGAAAAGGGACGCCGGAACGGCGUAGUGUUAGUAGUAAUGGUAAUAGUAAUGGUACUAGUACUAGUGCUAGGGCUAGUACUCCUGUCAGGGGUGGAGAUCAGGCAGCGGAGAGUCUGGCGAAGUCGAUUGAUCAACACCGGUGGCCGGGCAGGAACCGGCAGAUGCAGCAGCCGAAUUCUCUGUCUAGGAGCUUGGAUUGUCCGGAGGAUAAGAUGAAACUGAUUGGAUCUGGAAAAAAUGGGAAUAACGUGGUUAGGGCGUUGCAGAAGUCCAUGGUUUUCGAUGAGGGUAGGAGGGCGUCGUUUGACGGUAGGUUGAGUCUUGAUUUGGGUAGUGCCGAGCUUUUGAGAGCGAUUCAGAAGGGACCGAAUGGGAAUAAUUCGGUGAGCGAGUCCUCCGUGGUUUCUGAUCUUGCUGCGUCUGAUUCGGAUAGAGAUAGUGUCUCUUCGGGUAGUACUUCAGGAGUUCAAGAAUGCGGCGGUGGUGGUGCUGGUAGUAUGAAAGGGCGAAAUGCCCCUCGGGGGAUUGCUGUUUCGGCUAGGUUUUGGCAAGAGACGAAUAGUCGGUUGAGGAGGUUGAACGAUCCGGGCUCACCGUUGUUAUUGACCAGUCCUGCGAAAAUGGUGGUGCCACCCAAAUUUGGUCAAUCGAAAAAGUUCCCGAGUGAUAGCACGUUGUCGUCUCCACGGACAAUGUCUUCUCCUAUUAGGGGAGGUGGUAUUAGGCCUGCAUCACCAAGUAAAACUAUGACACCAUCUCCGGCGAGGGGUAUGACUAGUCCAUCCAGGGUCAGGAGUUCAGUCUCUGGAACCAUUAGUAGUAGUUUUGGUGAGACGCCUUCGGUUCUCAGUUUUGCUGUUGAUGUUCGGAGAGGCAAGGUGGGGGAGAAUCGCCUUGGGGAUGCACACUUGUUGAGGCUUUUGUACAAUCGACACUUGCAAUGGCGGUUUGUAAAUGCUAGGACUGAAGCUGCCUUGUUGGUGCAGAGAAAUAGUGCAGAGAAAAAUCUUUGGAACGCAUGGAUAACGACGUCAGAUCUACGUGAUUCCGUCACCAAAAAGAGACACCGCUUGCAAUUGUUGAGGCAAAAGUUAAAGCUAGCCUCCAUUCUGAAGGGAGAAAUAACGUGUUUAGAAGAUUGGGCUUGUUUAGAUAAAGACCACUCUGUAUCUCUGCUUGGAGCAAUUGAAGCUUUGAAGGCUAGCACUCUUCGUCUUCCAGUGGUUGGAGGAGCAAUUGCUGACGUCCAAAGCGUCAAGGAUGCUAUUGGUUCAGCAGUUGAUGUGAUGCAGGCAAUGUCAUAUUCAAUGUACUCACUUUUGAUGAAGGUGGAAGAAGUGAAUUCUUUGGUGGCUGAACUUGUGAAAGUGAUUUCCAAAGAGCAGGCUUUGCUUGAACAAUGCAAGGAUUUCUUGUCCAUGUUAGCGGCCAUGCAGGUUAAGUACUUUAGUUUGAGAACGCAAAUAUUACAACUUACUCGCGUACCAACUGCCUGACGACACGUGUGUAGAACUGAUCUCUAUUGUGACUCUCUCCACUCUGAAAGCUAACUUUACACCAAAACUUGGCAAAGCUAAGAAGAGGCGGCUCAAGAGGUAAUAAGCGUAAACCGAAUGACUAGUUUCAGCUUCUCAUUUGGAAGUUUUGGAAAUCUGUUGAGGUGUUCUCUGUCAUUUCUUCUUGUAUCUUUUGUAUCCGAAAGAUUAUAGGAAAUGGUGUUUUCCUCCUGCCAAUGACCUGUAUAAAAUUCCUUCUUCCUUUUCUUCCGGGAAAGGGAACUUACGUACCUACGUGUACAUAUGUAAUGCUCGGAUUACUGUUGUUAGCUAGUUCUUGGGUAAAUUCUUAAUUUGUCAUCUGAA
Messenger RNA from Rhododendron vialii, 2749 nucleotides. Its product is annotated as QWRF motif-containing protein 2. The record is from RefSeq and is a predicted model, not a curated record. Gene Ontology annotation, molecular function: microtubule binding. The coding region runs from base 392 to 2383 and encodes 663 amino acids. NCBI's taxonomy places the organism in Eukaryota, Viridiplantae, Streptophyta, Magnoliopsida, Ericales, Ericaceae. The transcript has 6 exons. Gene Ontology annotation, biological process: centrosome cycle; spindle assembly. Gene Ontology annotation, cellular component: nuclear microtubule; centrosome; cytoplasm.